UUUUUCUUUUUUCUUCAGACGACCCCCAACUCCCAACAGCCGGAGGACAUAAGUUUGUUCGCAUGGACGACGGGCGAGGAGCGGGCUCAAAGCGGAAGACAAGUUGAGUGAAGUACUAAUUCAGCCGAUAUGGAAGCGAACGGCCUCGACAACAAGCCCGGCUUGGAGGGCGACACGGAUGUCCAGUUCCUCCUGCAGGGGGGCGACCUUCUCAAGGUGCGCUCCUCAUCCUGGAAGAAAAGCCGCUACUUUAAGCUCCAAGAUGACUGCAAGACAAUGUGGCGCGAAUCCAAGCGAAUCUUCAAGAGGCACCGGACCUUUUCCAUCGACGACAUUGCGGCGGUGCGGCGGGGCCGCCAGACGGAGGGCUUGAAGAAGUACACGGAGCAGCAGGAGGAGAGCUGCUGCUUCUCCAUCGUCUUCAAGGUCCCCGGUAAGAACCUGGACCUCAUCGCCAGCUCUGAGGACGAGACCAAGCAGUGGGUCAGCAGCUUGCGGAAAAUGAUCGACAGCAGGAACAACCUCAACCAGCAGCAGAAGUCUGAACACUGGAUUUUCAGCUGCAUGAGCAAAGCAGACAAGAAUAAAGAUGACAAGCUGAGCAUGUCCGAGGUCAAGAAGUUCAUGCGCCUCAUCAACAUCGAUGUGGAGGACAGCUAUGCAGACAUGCUCUUUGAGAAAUGUGACAAAUCCAAGUCGGGAUUCCUGGCUGGAAAGGAGAUCCAACAUUUCUACGACCUGUUGACCUACCGGGAGGAAAUCGACGUAAUCUACCAGGAGUACGCCAAGUCUGCCGGCGUCAUGAGUCCUGAGGACCUAGUGGAGUUCCUGAUGAAAGAGCAGAGAGGGAAGGCAACACUGGAGGACGCCAACAAGAUUAUUGACAAGUUUGAGCCGGAUGAAAAAGCCAAGGCAAAGAAUGUGUUGAGUAAAGACGGCUUCCUCAUUUACCUGCGCCAUCCUGACGCCUUGAUCAUGGACCCAGAGCACAAGGAGGUGUACCAGGACAUGAGCCGGCCUCUCAACCACUACUUCAUCUCCUCCUCACACAACACCUACUUAAUGGAGGAUCAGCUGAAAGGUCCUAGCAGCACGGAGGCUUAUGUCAGGGCUCUGGUGAAGGGCUGCCGCUGUGUGGAGCUGGACUGCUGGGAUGGAUCAGACAACGAGCCGGAGAUCUACCACGGCUACACGCUCACCUCCAAGAUCCUCUUUAAGGACGCCAUUAAAGCCAUCAAGGAGUUCGCCUUUAAGACUUCUGAAUACCCGGUCAUCCUCUCCCUGGAGAACCACUGCAGUGUGGAGCAGCAGAAAGUCAUGGCCCAGCACUUGAGUUCCAUCCUGGGCAGCGCCUUGGUCACGUCACCCCUGGGUGACGGCAUGCCUACAGACUUCCCCUCCCCUGAGGAGAUGAAGAGGAAGUUCUUGAUCAAGGCCAAGAGGUUGAACAAACUGGAGGCCGUUUUUGCUUCCGAGGCGACAGAGAUUGAUGACGCUGAAGUUACAGAAGAAGACGAAUCUGAUGAUGAUGAGGAACCGGAAGAAGAAGAAAAGCGUAAGAAGAAAAAGAAACUGAAGCUAGCCAAAGAGCUGUCCGACAUGGUGAUCUACUGUAAGAGCGUCCACUUCCACGGCUUCGACGAUGCCAAGAAAAACCUGAGCUUCUACGAGAUGUCGUCCUUUAAAGAAAAGAAGGCAGUUGCCCUUGCAGAGGAGACGGCGAACGCGUACAUUCGUCAUAACGCGGACAAGCUGAGCCGGGUCUAUCCUGCAGGCUCCAGGGCCGACUCCUCCAACUACAACCCUGUGCCUCUGUGGAACGCCGGCUGCCAAAUUGUGGCUUUAAACUUCCAGACCAGCUGCCCGGACAUGGACUUGAACCAGGGCAGGUUCCUUGCCAACGGAAAGAGCGGCUACAUCCUGAAGCCCACCUACAUGAGGAGCACGGCCACGGACUUCGACCCCAUCACUCUGACCCGAGGAGACUGGCUCAGGCACAAGACGCUCCAUGUGAUGGUGAUAUCGGCUCAGCAGCUCCCCAAAGUGAACAACAAGUCGUCGUCCAUCGUGGACCCGCUGGUGAAGGUGGAGGUCUACGGCGCGCCGGCUGACGUGGCGGUGAAAGAGACCAGUACGGUUGAAAACAACGGCUUCAACCCGGCAUGGAAUGAGAAUUUCCAGUUCGACAUCUACGUCCCAGACCUGGCCCUGGUGCGCUUCCUGGUGCAGGACCACGACUCCACGUCUGAUAACGAGUUUGUGGCGCAGUACACACUUCCUUUCAACAGUUUGAAGAUGGGCUACAGACACGUGCCUCUGCUCAAUAAAAAUGGCGACGUCGUCCCCGCAGCUGCACUUUUUGUACACAUCAUGGUCGUGGACGCCGAGUGAAGACGCCAUCAGCCGCCAUCUUCUGCCAUUAUGCUGUUUUUUUCCCAACAUGUUUUGCUUUGUCAGCAUAAUUCCAGUGGAGUAAUCUUCUAAAGGAGGGUGACAUGAUGCAAGUGUGUACCUUCCUUUUUAAUCCUUUGUCCUAUUUUAACAAUUCACAGUAAACAUAAUAUAAUAUUU
Messenger RNA from Entelurus aequoreus (snake pipefish), 2571 nucleotides. It is a transcript of the gene plcd1b, whose product is annotated as phospholipase C, delta 1b. The transcript has 15 exons. The record is from RefSeq and is a predicted model, not a curated record. Gene Ontology annotation, molecular function: calcium ion binding; phosphatidylinositol-4,5-bisphosphate phospholipase C activity. Lineage: Eukaryota; Metazoa; Chordata; Actinopteri; Syngnathiformes; Syngnathidae. Gene Ontology annotation, biological process: phosphatidylinositol-mediated signaling; lipid metabolic process. Bases 130 to 2391 code for a protein of 753 amino acids.